Molecule: messenger RNA, 1234 nt
Organism: Nothobranchius furzeri (turquoise killifish)
Lineage: Eukaryota; Metazoa; Chordata; Actinopteri; Cyprinodontiformes; Nothobranchiidae
Gene: skic8
Product: SKI8 subunit of superkiller complex
Cellular component (GO): Cdc73/Paf1 complex
Molecular function (GO): protein binding
Source: RefSeq, a predicted model, not a curated record
GAUUCCAAAUUCCACCGUCAGGUGUCGCUGCUAAACCUCUCCGGUUCCACUGCUAACUUGCUGCUAACAAAAGCUAGCCAGCGCUAGCUCCACCUGUCCGUUUACCUGUUAAGACCUGACCAGAUGCGUCUGUUGCAUCGAGAUCAAACUACUGAAGCCAUUUCCUUCCGUCCGAGUCCAGGAAGCCGCUCCUCAGAAGACGGACCAGAGCUAUGAGCACCCAGUACAGCAUCCUGUUCAAACAGGAGCACGCCCAUGAUGAUGCCAUCUGGACGGCAGCGUGGGGGAAAAGUGAGGCGGACGGCUCAGAGACCAUCAUCACCGGUUCACUAGAUGACAUGGUGAAAGUCUGGAAGUGGUCUGAUGAGAAGCUGGAGUUGCAGUGGACUCUGGAGGGCCACCAGCUGGGUGUGGUGUCAGUGGACAUCAGUCAGAAUGGAGCCAUCGCUGCCUCCAGCUCCCUCGAUGCACACAUCCGUCUCUGGGACCUGGAAUCUGGAAAACAGGUCAAGUCUAUGGAUGCAGGACCAGUUGAUGCGUGGACCGUGGCCUUCUCUCCAGACUCUAAACACAUCGCCACGGGAAGCCACCACGGCAAAGUCAACAUCUUUGGAGUGGAAAGUGGCAAGAAGGAAUACUCUCUGGACACUCGAGGGAAAUUCAUCCUGAGUAUCGCUUAUAGUCCGGACGGGAAGUACUUGGCCAGCGGGGCUAUCGAUGGAAUCAUCAAUAUCUUUGACAUUGCCACGGGGAAGCUGCUCCACACGCUGGAAGGUCACGCCAUGCCCAUCAGGUCCCUCACCUUCUCUCCCGACUCCCAGCUGCUGGCCACUGCGUCGGAUGAUGGAUACAUCAAAAUAUACGACGUGCAACAUGCCAGCCUGGCUGGCACGCUGAGCGGCCAUGGGUCCUGGGUUCUGAAUGUGGCCUUCUCACCAGACAACACACACUUUGUCUCCAGCUCAUCUGAUAAGAGCGUGAAGGUUUGGGACGCCAGCACCAGAACUUGUAUCAACACCUUCUUCGACCAUCAAGACCAGGUCUGGAGUGUAAAGUACAACAGCAACGGCUCAAAGGUUGUCUCGGCCGGUGACGACCGCGCCAUCCACAUCUACGACUGUCCGCUGUGACGAGCAGCAGAGCUCACCGGCACAAGUGGAUCACGGCUGGCUUUGAUCUUUGUGCCUCUGAUGGAUUUUUGUGCAACAAUCUAAUAAAACAGCUGUUUUUGGUU